AUGGCUAUCAUCAACAAUGUCUCUUUCAUUGAUCAAAUCAAUGCCAUGACCGAGGCUGCAACAAUUAAGGUCAAAAUCAUACGCCUGUGGACACAGACGUACUCAAACAACCCUCAAAUGGUGGCAAGCCUGGAAAUGAUUUUGAUGGACGAGCAGUCUAACAAGAUUCAGGCUACUAUUAAGAGAAAUCUGAUAAGUGCCUUUGAAAUGAAACUUGAAGAAGGCUUAGUCAAGAUCAUCUCAAACUUCGGUGUAGCCUCUAACACUGGCAGGUUUCUUCUUACUGGUCAUCCAUGUAAGAUAAAUUUCUACCGGCAUACUUCAGUCAAGGCCUCUACCGAUUUUGUGAAUGAUGCCCAGGUUUUCUCAUUCAUGUCUUUCAAUGACAUUCUUGCCAAGAAUGUGGACCCUGUUUAUGCAUUUGAUGUCAUUGGUGAGCUAAUUUACUGCGAGGACGCUAAAGUCUUGAAUUCAAAAAAAGGUGUUGGUAAACAGAUCAAGACACUUCAGCUUCGAGAUACGGAGGGAAUGACCAUUAACGGUUGCCUAUGGGACGACCACGCUAAUGAGUUAACAACUUUCCUGAAUGAUCCUUCAAACCAGGACACUAGAGUUAUCAUGAUAAUCCAGAAUGCUAAGCUGGGGGAAUGGGAGAACAAGCCACAGGUGUCAAAUUCUAUGUUUGGAUCGAAAAUAUGGUUCAAUGUUCAAAUUCCGGAAAUACUUGCUUUCAAAGCCAGGCUAUUGAAUAACAACGUCGAGCUUAUAGCUGCUGAUCGACACUUUUCAAGCAACACGCCUGCCUCGUGUGUUGUUGUUGCAACCAUAAUCAAAAUACAAGCUAAGAAUGGAUGGUAUUAUUUAGCCUAUGCCAAAUGUAGUAAAAAAGUUGAAUGUUCUCUUGCUGAAAUUGAAGAUAUUGACACUGAUGUCGCUCCAAGUGCUACUUUUGACUACGGCGAGUGUGGCAAAAUAACUGAUGUGUACCCUAGAAUCAAGCUCCAGAUUAGGGUUCAAGAUGACACCGGAUCAGCCUCUUUUGUUCUCUUUCAACGCGAUGUUACUGCCUACAUCAACAAGCCUGCUUCAAUGCUUUUGAAGAAGAAAAGCAAGGUUGAUGAUUUUGAACUGUACCCGGAGGAAUUCAAAGCGUUUGUUGACAAGCGAUGUGCUUUCAAAAUCCGUGUUUCUGAUUACAAUCUGAAAAACAAUUACCGUGUCUAUACGGUUAACAAUUUUACGGAUGAUGAGGGUAUAAUCCAGGCUGUUCUAAAGAACUUUGGUUUUGAAGAUACCCCUACUGAAGAUGAUGGUCAAGUGGCCAUACUUGCCGACCCGGUAGCUGUUGCAUCCUCCAAGGAUGCUAUGUCUGUAACUGGAGACAAUGUCACACCUAAUGAUUUGCUGAAAAGCACUGCAUCAAGUCCCGGUGAUAAAAAAAGAGUUAGGUGUGACACUGAUUUGGUUAUAGGAUGCUCAAGUUCUACAAGUCGUCCAGAUGGCUCAUUAUUUAUGGUGUAUCCGGCUGGAAUGAACUGGGUAGUUUAUGUUGCAAUGUCUAGCCGGGUGAACCCUAUGCUGAUUUAUCUUCCGCAUAGUGUCAAUAAGAUUAAUUUGGUUGUUACAAGCAAUGACCAUUGGCAAAGGCGUCAGUUUCCUUUGGUUGUUAGCUUUGCAAUGACCAUAAAUAAAAGCCAGGGACAGUCAUUGGCAAAGGUUGGGUUGUUUUUACAACGUCCGGUUUUCACACAUGGUCAACUAUAUGUUGCUCUUUCCAGAGUUACAAGCAAAGCGGGUUUGAGGGUCCUUAUUGUGGAUAAAGAUGGAAACUGCUCAAACACAACUAAGAACGUGGUCUACAAAGGCCAUUUUGGAAAGAACCCGAUGCUUAGUGGACAACGAUUUCAAAAGCCACUGAUGCUGUUGCGUUUACGACAAGCCCGGAUAAGAGGAUGA
Molecule: messenger RNA, 1956 nt
Organism: Erigeron canadensis
Lineage: Eukaryota; Viridiplantae; Streptophyta; Magnoliopsida; Asterales; Asteraceae
Exons: 14
Coding region: 1-1956 (651 amino acids)
Source: RefSeq, a predicted model, not a curated record